AUGGCUCCGACGGCUGAGAAGCUGGAGACAUGGGAAGAUACCGAUGGAAAGGAUCGCCCGAGGGCUCUGCUGGGCCAAAGCCUCCUUCCGGGCAGGUACAAUAAGGUUAGCACCAUGGGGCCCGGACAAGCACUGAUGAUGAGUGUCGCCACGAAGCCCCUCAAUACCGUCAUGUACGGUCCUGAUUGUCCGGAGGACUCCCGCCACAGGGUGCUGGUCACGAAGACUGCACCUCCCAUCCUGCUGCUGGAGCUCAAUGCCGUGGCCACCUUCAACAUGAUGGACCCCGACACCUCUCAGGACAUCCUCUUCGGCAUGGAUGCCGUCAAUCAGUUGCUGAAGAGCCCGAAGGCUCUGAAUGGACGGCCUCUGGCCUACGUGAUCCAGGGCUCCGGUCCGCACUUCUGCCCAGGCGGAAACCCGAACCCAAAGCUCUACCCUGGACACAUUCCGCUGACGGUCAAUCAGUAUGCAGGCUAUUUGCCUUUCAUCAGGUGCCGAGAGAUGGCUCUUCCAGGCAUUUGUGCAUUGCAUGGCUCAUUGGUUGGCGGUGGUGUUGCCUACUCUCUGAACAAUCCAGUGCGGUUCGCAGAUAGCAAGGCUUCGGCAUGCUUUGGAAACUUGAGUCGUGGGGCUGUUCCUGGUAUGGUGCUGUCGUCCAACAUCCCACAGGCACUUGGGCUACAUGGUGCUUUAGACAUCUACCUCACGGACAACACCUACAGCACCUAUGCAUGCGUCAAAGCCGGAUAUCUGCACGGUGUCCAGGGCAGCAUUGCUGCGGUCAAGCAGGAGGCGCUUAAGCAGGCCAGGCGACUUGGACAAUCUCCCUUCGGCAUGCGUAUCGUAGGCAUCAAGCCCGAGCUGGAUGUGGAACGCUUCGGUUUGGAGGCAUGGGCCAUUGAUCUAGGAGCUCGAACAGAAGGAGUCUUCCGGAACGUGGGCGGAAAGAGCCCCAAGGAGCUGGAAGCUGAGGCAAAAGCCAAGGAGCAGGAAGAAAAGGCGAAAGCCGAACCGAAGCAGGAGGACUGGAACGAAUGGCGUAGGAGGCAGAUCCAGCCAAAGAAGCGCCCGAAGCGACGCGCCCGCCGCCCUGCAGCAGCAGGCUGA
This is a messenger RNA of Symbiodinium natans, 1110 nucleotides long. Lineage: Eukaryota; Dinophyceae; Suessiales; Symbiodiniaceae. The record is from the annotation of a GenBank genome assembly.